AUGGAUUCUCUGCUUCCAGAUCAACAUAGAUCUAAAAGUCGUAAUAUUCCAAAGGUCUUAACUGCAUUGUUUUUUGGAUUGUCAGUAGCUGCAAUAACCAUUCUGCUUUACGGACAAGAAUCACAACUAAAAUAGGCAAAUAUUCUUGCCUCUUUUCAAGAAAUGGCUGCACCAGGAGAAGUAAUUUUGUUCGAAGAUGAAGAAUUCAGAAAUAGAAAAGUAAAGCUAUACUCAGGAUUUAAGGGCAAUUUGGAUACCCUUUCACCUAAUUUUGAUGAAUUAAUGAGCUCUGUAUAAAUUGGCAAAGGCAUUAGAGUAAAAUUCUGCAAAUAUAGAGACGGCGUAUGGUGGGGGUGGAGUGAUAACUUCGAAGUCGUUGGACCUUAUAACGAGCCUUAUUUUAUACCUUCUGAUACUGUAAGCUACAUAGAAGUUUAUCCUUACGAUGAAAACACAGAACCAAGAGUAACUAUCAUUGGAGGAUAGCUAAGUAAGUUUGACAGAUCAGGAACAUUUUUACAAGGGAGAUAUUUAACCUAAGAUCUUUAAUGGAAUGGUAUAGACAGACCAAGAAAUAAUGGAGGUGCCUCUGCCAUAAUUGUUCCAGCAAAUAUGGGAAUCUAAGUUUUCAAAAAUGAUUUUUUUGAGGGAGAAUCUAUUACAUUCAAGGGGCCUAACAAGAUAGAUCUAAUUGCUUAUGAUAAUGGAAAAUGGAAUGAUUACAUUGGUAGCAUGAUAGUCUCAAGCUUUGUCAUCGGAAAUGGACCUAUUUAAAUAAUAGGAUACUGGGAGAAAGUUCUAUCUUCUAAUGAUGAAAUUACUACAAGUAUUGAACAAACUUCCGGAAUCGACAAAUCAUUGACUAACGAAAAUGAAUUAAGCACCUCAAUUACAACCGGAUUCGAGUUUGGUGGUGAUGCUAUUGGCUAUAAGGUUUCAGUUAGUGCUACUGUUGGUACUGCAGUUAGAGACACUGUUUCUUAAACUUUGAGUAGCUCUAAAACUCGUAAAAUUGAAGCUAAAUGUUCUAACCCCAAUAAUGUAAAAAUCACACUUUGGCAAUGGAGCAUGACUGGAAAGAAAAAUGGAGAGCUUGUAAUGGAUUUAACUGAUAAUGAAUUCAUCUGCAAGAAAGGAAGUAAACCUCCUAAAUGUCCAGUUGGAUUUUGUGACGAUGAUGAUCCUUAAUGCGAAAUUUGCGUCCCAGGAACUUUCAAAUGA
Molecule: messenger RNA, 1221 nt
Organism: Stylonychia lemnae
Lineage: Eukaryota; Ciliophora; Spirotrichea; Sporadotrichida; Oxytrichidae
Source: the annotation of a GenBank genome assembly